AUCAGUACAGAAUGCAAUGAAACGAAAAUCAACGUAACGUGCAGAAUUAUUUAAUCAGCACCAGAGGCCCCCUGGAAACGCCUCAAACAAAAGGAAAAGCGACAACAAAAAAACAAAAGACAAAAAAAAAAACAAUGGGAGGAGGAGAAAACUACGUAUAGAAAGUAAUAAUAGAAAACCAAUGUACCUGCAACAAUGAAAUUGAGCAAAUCUUAAACAACAAACAAAAAACCAAAACCCAAAAACCGAAAAAACCAAAAAAUCACCUGGAUAAAGAUUACUUUUAAAAAUAUACAAAGACACUCGCUAUAUACAAAAGUGCUAUAGAACAUAUACUCGUAAUCGAUAGGCAAUACAUAUACGCUCUAACUACCCAUUUAAACCGUAGUUCGUUGACGUUUGUUCACUGCUGGAGGAUACCGAUAACGAUACCGAUAAGGAUAGCGAUAGCGAUAGCGAUAGAGAGUACCCCCCAGUCAAUCGUUGGAUUGGAUCGUAGAGUAAUGGAACUAACCUCGUAGUUUGUAGAGAGACGUGCGUCUCUGCAAGUAGGAAGCAAAUCAAAUACUCGUAGCCGCAACAUUAACGCACUUAACGACUAACUAAAACUACCAAGUAGUUGCCUCUCUUAUACAAUAUAUAUAAUAUAUACACCUAAAAGAUAUAUACAAGAUACCUAGCUGUAGCCGAACAUAUACGCCAAUCUAUAUAUAUAUAUAUCUACCUACAUAUAUGGAUUUAUUUUUAUAAUGUCGCUCCGGUGAGCAUCCUCCGAACCACUCCCACUCCCAGUCGCAGUUACAGCCCCAGUCCUCGACCUAGGCCUUUCAAAUUGCAUCUGAAUAAGUAACGAGGUCGAUUAAUGCAUUAAUUGGGUGGCGAAGGACACCACACUACAGCACAGCGCCUCGCCAAGCCCCUCCAAGGAGGGACCAACCGGUCCGCUCCGGUCCUUGCCCCCGCCCAGCCGCAUCCUUUCUCGCUCGCGUGUCGCUCGUGCUAGAAUCCAAGGAGAGAUACGCGAACACAGCCACACACACACAGACACAUUAGAUAUAUAAAUACAUAUAUAAGCAAAACUACCUGCUUUGGGUUUCCUGUGUGGCGCCUGCCUUGACGUAACUUUGGCCGUACAUACGACAGCUGUAGAGGAGGGACUAGCACCGAAACGCCUUAACCUGAGUCACUUCCAUUGCUCCACAGAGCGACCGCAUCGCCAGAAAGCCAAACCUUGCCCGCUGUGCGUUCAUUAAACUUUCAUGACCAAACAUUAAAUUGCAAAGAGCAAAAGGAAGUAGAAGUGGAAGAGGAAGACGAAAAGGAGAUAAGAGAAGCAACCUCCCAUUACGAUUCCAUAGCAUACAUUUCGGAGUAAGGAAACUAAGCCAGAGUGAAAACUCUCCAUCCUCCCCCGGCUCAGUUGUUGUUGUUUGUUUGUGAUACAUUAUUCACCGAUCCGGAUCUGGAUCUUGAUCCCGGCUAUCCACUUCAGUCCUUCUUGUUAUUCGGCCCUAGCUCCAGCUCCAGUUCCAGCCCCACCAUCACCUUAUACACCACCAAAAAAUAUUAAAAAAAAACAAUAACGAUACCGUAGAGGGAAAACGACAUUUAUAAUCCAAAGUACAAACGAAUAACCCCAAACAACGCUGCAACUUCAACUAAACUAUAAAUAGUAACAUAUGGUAUUAUUAUACAUAAAACCCAGCAGAAAUAAAGUGUACAUCUGUACACCCGUUAGACACAUAACCUGAAGCAAACACCCGCAUAACGAAUAACGAAUCGAAUCGAAACGGAACGAAACGAGACGUGUACAACCAACCGAAAGCAAUACAAGCAAGUGCUGUUAACUAUUUUAGGAGCUACCUUUUAGACCUACGUUCAACCUACGUUACUUAAUACCCAAGAACCCACCAACACACCGAAUCCCAAGCCCGAAACCUAGGCAGGAGGACGACCAUCAGCUGGCAAUACAGUGAGAGUGAAACAGAUAGAGUAACACAACGAAAAGCAAUUUAUUUCGACGUUGGACCUGUGUUAGUUAAUGCCAAAAAUCGAAACGGAAGUUGCACACACACACACCCUCUACACUCCACACCAACACCACAUACCAUCUGGUACACCCACACCUAAAACAUGCCCAUCACAGUGCUAAGAAUUGCAUCAGUCAUCGCGGGGCGUCCAUUAUAGAAACGGAAUACCCGCGCACACAAAAAUCAAAAACACCAACAGCCAUCACAUCAGAAGUUUAAGGGUAACUGUUACGGAUAGAGGACGACGGAUAACGGGUAAAAGUCGAAAGUGGCGAGCGAGAGGGCGAAACUUCACCGUUACUCAAUGUGGUGCUAGUGGUGGCGACGAGACGGCGGCGGUGGUGACAGAAAAUGCACGUGAAACACACUCAGCGCCGAGUCAGCGGUCCUGGAGCAUUCGGAACCUUUACCAACGAUCAACGUGCUAGCCGCGACAACUUGUUCCCCGACGACCAUCAGCAGCAGCAACAGCAGCAGCAGCCUCCUCAGCGCCACUCGCACUCGCACCAGCACUUGGUGCGGCAGUCUCUAAGCAGUCUCAGCCACGGGCAGGCGUCAUCCGGAUCCGGGCCAGCGGGGGAUGAGCAGCGGGCCCACCAGCAGCAGCAGCAGCAACAGCAACAGCAGCAGCAGCAGCAACGCCAUCGCAGCAGCAGCAGUCGGCUCUCGAGCGGCAUCUCGAAACAGAACUCCAGCGAUAGCCGCAGUGGACUGCGCAUCCUCGAUAGCCACAGUCCGGUCAGCUGCGGCACGCACAGCGUGAGCAGCACUGGCGGCCACUCGGCGCUCUACGAUGCCUGCCACGAGUACACGCGCAGCUUGAGUGCAGCUCCAACAGGCGACACAGGAUCGGGUGCGGGCAUAUCGUUGCUGAAGGGACACUACAGUGACCAGCAGCUAGCGCAGCCAGAGCCAGAUCCAGAGCCAGACCCGGAGCGAGACAGAGAUCGGGACAGAGACAGGGAGAGACGACAUCUGACGAAUCUCAAUCUAAAUCUGAACAGCGAGUACGACUACAGCGGAAGCGACAAGCAGCAGCUGGUGAACGAGACGUACAUCUUCAAGUGCAUAGCCAAUAGUCCGUCGUUUCUGCGCACCAACAAGAUCAAGGAGCAGUCCAAGAAGCUGCGCAAUCUCUCUCUGAAGACGCGCACGGCCAAGAAGAAGGGUCAGAUCAUCUCGAAGUCGAACGCGGUGUCGGAUAACUCGCUGCAUCCGGGCGACAAGUACCUCAACUUGUAUCUGGUGGAGAAGAAGCACUCGCUGCAGCCACAGGCAACAUCCACAUCCACGUCCACCUCCAAUCCGCACUCUGCCUCCGCCCCGGCCAGCUCAUCCUCCUCAUCCACGGCGACAACUGGGCGUCAGCAGCAGCAGUCGCAACAGCUGCCAGCACUCUCCGCGGUUGCCGCACGCCAGCAGCAGCUGCUACUCCAGAACGGAUCGCUGAAGAGCAAGACGAAGACCUUCCCGGCGCACAGGGCGUCCGUGAAGAGCGAGAGUGAGUAUCGCGGGAGCGGCAGCAGCACCAUUCCGACGACGGGCAAGAGUCCGCCGGUGCCGCACUCGCUGGCGGCCAAGAUAAGCAGCGGCAAGAACUGCAAUCAGCUGCAGAGCGCCGGCAACAAGCAGCUCAGCGUCAGCAGCAACUCAUGCCACAAGCUGCAUGCCCACGGACACGGAACCGGACACGGACACGGCCAGUACGCGGGAGCACAAGCACACCAUUUGGCCUCAUCGCCCAAGAGCUCGGUGUCGAGCAACGGACACCUGAACAAGUACUGCCUGACAGACAUCACACGCCGCAAGGCUGAGUUCAAUCGCCAGCUGAGCGCCCCCACGGACUACACGCAUCACUCCUCCAGCAACGGGUCCCAGCAGGAGGGCUCCUCCGAGGCUGCCAAUGAGGCUGUGGGCGAGUCAACCAUCACUGUAGCCAGUGCGGGAGUUUUGGGAAACGGCGCCGGCCACGGCUAUCCCUACAUCCAUCACGCCUCGGCCACAGCGCCGGCCAAUCUCAAGGCAUCGCUGCAGCUGCACAACUUCGGUGUCCACCAUCCGUACCCGUAUCCGUCGCGUCCCACGUCCACCUCGUGCACGAACAGCUUCAACCGCCGCCACAUUCGACGGCACAAGAGCAAACUCGGCGAACGUGUGCUGAGCGGCGAUAGUGAGGAAUCGGUGCGCUGCUCGUACUGCUCCGUCUUGAAUGUGAAUGAGAACGACUUGCGGAUUUCGUUUGAAAACACCUGCACCGACUCGCUGGUCACCGCUUUCGAUGAUGAGGCACUGCUAAUAUGCGACCAAGGAACCGAAAUGGCAAGAGCAAAGGUACACUUUGAUGACGUGUCGUUAUACGGCACUCCGAAAGAGGAGCCGAUGCCGAACAUACCGAUCGUGUCGGAAAAAGUCUCUGCGAAUUUCCUAAAAAGUCAAUUGCAAUCAUGGUUCCAGCCGACGGACAAUCGUCUGGCCAUGAAACUGUUUGGCAGCCGCAAGGCAUUGGUCAAGGAGCGCAUACGUCAGAAAACUUCCGGUCAUUGGGUCAUACACCCGUGCAGUUCAUUCAGGUUUUACUGGGACCUUUGCAUGCUUUUAUUAUUAGUAGCAAAUCUUAUUAUCCUGCCAGUCGCAAUAUCAUUCUUCAACGAUGAUCUGAGCACACGAUGGAUUGCCUUCAACUGCCUAAGUGAUACUAUUUUUUUAAUAGAUAUUGUAGUCAAUUUUAGAACAGGAAUUAUGCAACAAGACAACGCUGAACAAGUAAUAUUGGAUCCAAAGCUUAUAGCUAAACACUAUUUAAGAACUUGGUUUUUUCUCGAUUUGAUUUCGUCGAUACCGCUAGAUUAUAUAUUUUUAAUUUUCAAUCAAAUUAUGAAAUUGCAGGAUUUCUCUGAUUCUUUUCAAAUUUUGCAUGCCGGACGAGCACUGCGCAUCCUGCGGCUAGCUAAACUACUCUCCCUCGUCCGCCUGCUCCGGCUGUCCCGCCUCGUGCGCUACGUAUCCCAAUGGGAGGAGGUCUAUAUUCUGCAGAAUCUACAGAAAAAAAGUGCUGAUCGCAGAGGGAGAAUGCACAGAAAAGACAAAGAUGGCUUGACAAAAAGCAACCUAAUUCUCAAGUUCCUCAAUAUGGCCUCGGUGUUCAUGAGGAUCUUCAAUUUAAUUUGCAUGAUGCUCUUGAUCGGACACUGGAGCGGUUGCUUGCAGUUCUUAGUGCCAAUGUUGCAGGGUUUUCCAUCGAACUCCUGGGUAUCCAUCAACGAGUUGCAGGAAUCCUACUGGCUGGAGCAGUAUUCGUGGGCAUUGUUCAAGGCCAUGUCGCACAUGCUGUGCAUAGGCUACGGCAGAUUUCCACCACAAUCACUGACAGACAUGUGGCUGACGAUGCUGUCGAUGAUAUCCGGCGCCACGUGUUACGCAUUGUUCCUGGGUCAUGCGACCAAUCUCAUCCAGAGCUUGGACUCCAGCAGGCGACAGUAUCGCGAGAAGGUCAAACAGGUGGAGGAGUACAUGGCCUACCGCAAGCUGCCGCGCGACAUGCGACAGCGCAUCACGGAAUACUUCGAGCAUCGGUACCAGGGUAAAUUCUUCGAUGAAGAGUUAAUCCUUGGCGAGUUGAGCGAGAAAUUGCGCGAGGAUGUCAUUAACUACAAUUGCAGAUCCCUCGUGGCGUCAGUGCCUUUUUUUGCUAAUGCCGAUUCGAAUUUCGUUUCCGACGUAGUUACCAAACUGAAAUACGAAGUUUUCCAACCAGGUGAUAUUAUCAUAAAGGAGGGUACGAUCGGUACAAAAAUGUACUUCAUACAGGAGGGCGUGGUGGACAUUGUCAUGGCUAAUGGCGAGGUUGCCACCUCACUAUCGGACGGAUCUUACUUCGGUGAGAUCUGUCUGCUGACCAAUGCGCGUCGUGUGGCCAGCGUGCGAGCCGAAACCUAUUGCAAUCUAUUCUCGUUGAGCGUGGAUCAUUUCAAUUGCGUGCUGGAUCAGUAUCCGCUGAUGCGCAAGACCAUGGAGACUGUGGCCGCCGAGCGGUUGAACAAGAUCGGCAAGAAUCCAAACAUAAUGCAGCAAAAGGACGAGCAGCUGAGCAAUCCCGAGUCGAACACUAUUACGGCCGUGGUGAAUGCCCUGGCUGCCGAGGCCGAUGAAUGCAAGGAUGACAGUGACAUGGAUCUCAAGGAGAAUUUACUGCAUGGGUCAGAGUCGAGCAUUGCUGAGCCGGUGCAAACGAUACGCGAGGGUCUGCCCAGGCCUCGGAGCGGGGAGUUUCGUGCCCUGUUCGAGGGCAAUACCCCAUGACACUGAGCCGCGGCGAUGACGAUGGCGAUCACGAUGAAGAGCGGUGCUGGCGGGCAUCGAGCAUCCAUAUGAAAGGCAGUUUUGCAGGACACACACUCACCCACACCCACACACACACACACUGACACAUGCGUAUAUAAUAAUUUAGUAAAUGAAAACCCCCGAGAGGAAGCGAUAAGAGAAGAGUACACUAAAAAAAGAAUCAAUUUACGGUAGACACUCUAUAUAUGCAAUUGCAAUUUAGUAGAAAAACAAUUAAAAACGAAAAAAAUCCAAAAAAAGAACAAAACAAUUACACAAAAAUGUCCUCAAUAAUUAUUCAUAAUUUCAGCUCCGCUAACUGUGAUGACUUUAAUAUAAGAAUCGAAAAAAAACCAAAAAAAAAAACAAAAAAAAACAAUUACAUACAAAUAUAAAUUAUAUGAUAGAGAAGACAGAUCCGAAUCAGAUCCACACAGAUGCAGCCCCCACACCGCCAUAGAAGAGUUUGCCACACACACACACACACUCACAAAACACACACACCAAUACACAGAGAGAGACAUACCUUAUAGGGAAUCUACAUCUAAGUUUUAUGCCCACGAUAUUGUAACGAUUACAAAGUGCGUAGACUUUUGUUAAUUGCUACACCUAGGCGUUAGUCCUAUGGACCUACUACAGAUAUACAACCACACCCACAACACCACACUCCACACACCUGUAGAGUGGAACAGGGUAAACAGACAGACAGACAGACAGACAGACCAACAGAUCCGCAGACACGCAUCAACUUAUGAUAUAAAUGAAACGAAGGAAAGCGUGAAGAAGGCAUACCAAAACAUAUUUAUGCGCGUAGCUAUUAUGUACUCGAGCAACCAACAAAACAAACAAACAAACAAAACAAACAAUUAUGUAUUAUUGCGAUUAUAUAGCAUAUUUAAAUACGCAUUGCAAAAUGGAAAACAACAUAACUCAGCAAUAUACAAGAAAACAAAAACAAAAAGUAUUUAAGCAACAAAUUUAACGAAUGCGCAUUAGUAGUUGAACUAUUAGUUUUUCACUCACUAAACAAAACUAACAAAACAAACAAACAACAAAUAACACCACUCGACACACAACGUAGUAGAGAAGCCUCAACAAAAACAAAAAACAAAACAAAAAUACGAGUAUGUUAAAGAGAAAACCAACCUCAGGGUGCCGUCGUUUCAGCGGUCACCAGCCGAAAAAAAAACAAAACAAAAACAAACAAAAAAAAGGAAGAACAGACAAGAAACCAACUAUAUACACGACAUAUAUAUACAA
Drosophila guanche is the source of this 7610-nucleotide messenger RNA. It is a transcript of the gene Ih, whose product is annotated as potassium/sodium hyperpolarization-activated cyclic nucleotide-gated channel 2. Gene Ontology annotation, biological process: transmembrane transport; potassium ion transport. The transcript has 15 exons. Gene Ontology annotation, cellular component: membrane. NCBI's taxonomy places the organism in Eukaryota, Metazoa, Arthropoda, Insecta, Diptera, Drosophilidae. The record is from RefSeq and is a predicted model, not a curated record. Bases 2382 to 6329 code for a protein of 1315 amino acids. Gene Ontology annotation, molecular function: voltage-gated potassium channel activity.